AUGGGGAAAAAGCUGAAAAAGCAUCAAAAGGGGGAAGUGGCCCAAUACACGACAAGGGCAAGGGCCCUCAGGAAGUUGCAGGUCUCCCUAGCGGACUUCCGUCGCUUGUGUAUAUUGAAGGGCAUCUAUCCUCGUGACCCAAAAAAGAAACGGUUUGGCGUAAACCAGGUUUACUACCAUAAGAAGGACUUAUUGCACCUACAGGCAGAUGGAGUGUUGCUCUCUGCACUGAGAGAUAUUUCAGCAACCAACAAAAAGAUCAGAAAGAGCGUGGGAAGGAAGGAGCACAAAGAUGCCAAGAGGAGGCUGAGACUUAGGCCUAAACUACCGCUUCAGCAUCUCAUCAAGCAAAAGUUCCCUUCGCUUCUUAGUGCCAUAGAGGACAUCGACGACUGCUUGUGCACCGUCUUCCUUAUCGCCAGCCUCCCCUCUGCCGCAUCUCGCGGUUUGCCUCCUGAGAGGUCAUUGCUGUCCGUGCAACUUUGUGACGAGUUUCUGCUGUUGCUAUCACACCUACGGGCUUUGCGAAAGGCAUUUGUCUCCAUCAAGGGGUUCUUCUUCCAGGCAGAACUUUUAGGCAGACAAGUCACCUGGGUUCUCCCACAUGCUUUUGCGCAAGCCCUUCCCCCUGAAAUCGACUGCCGCGUGUUAGAUACCUUUUCAUUGAUGUACUGUUCAUCCUUGCGGCACAUUCUCUACAAGCUUUAUAAAAUGGAAGGCCUUCGGUACCCCCCUGCGCCACCUAAGGGGGCCCCUACUGCUGCUGCCGGCUCUGCACACCUCUCUUGUCACAGUCUACAGCAAGCCGUCAGCAGAUUCCACAUGCUGAAGGUCACUAAGGCACCACAGCAGCAGCAUGAUUCUGCAUCUGCUGCUGCUGGAGAGGAUGAGCAUGCUACAAAUCCAUUGGAAGACGCUACAACUGCCGGAGAUAGCAGCAACGCAGAGCAAGACACGGAGACCAAGGAGGAAGGCGAAGAAACUGACUCCGCGGCAGAGGAAAGAGAUGAUACAGGGGAAGAAGAAAGCGAGGACGAAGAGUUGGAGGAAUCAAAAAUAGAACUGGCAGAGGCCGAUCAGCGAGACAAUGCAGCACCCCCAGCCAAGACCAGCAAACCAAAGGCUUCAGCCGGCGUCGUACGGCACGACACAAAAGCAGCACCGGAAAGCAACUCAGAGGGAGAGGAAUCAGAGCUGGAACGGCCAGACAGAGAAAGUGAUACAGACAGUGAGGAAGAGGGAGAAAGCAGUGAGGAGGAUAGUGAAGACGCCGAUACAGCUGCAGGUGCAGAGCAGGGCUGCGGUGUUUCGGAACAUCCUGUGCAAUGCCUCUUUGAAGGCCUCGUCUUCUUCGUCUGCAGGGAGACACCGUUGCUUCCUCUGUCAUUCGCAAUUCGGAGUUGCGGGGGCCGUGUGGGUUGGCAGUCAGAGGGCUCUCCAAUUGUUGUUAGUGACAAGAGCAUCACGCACCAAGUCGUCGACAGGCCCGCAGAAGCGGUGUUUCAAGGUUUUGGAGGCUCUAGUCCUUCCCGGGAGUUUGUACAGCCCCAAUGGAUUUUUGAUUGCCUCAAUGCUGGCAUUCUGCUGCCCACAGCAGACUACGCGCCUGGCAAGGCCUUGCCUCCCCAUCUGUCGCCUUUUGUGGAUGACGAGGCCGAGGGUUACAUUCCUCGGCAGAGGGAAGUCCUAGCUAAGCUUCAGAAAGCUCACAAAGAGAAAACGGCGAACACAGAGACACAAGAAGGCCUUUCAGACAGUGAUGGUAUGGCGAUGUCCACAGCGGCAGGCAGCACCGUUAGCUGCUGUAGUACAAACUGCAGCAAGAUGCAGGAGAUUGCCGGAGUGGCAAUCAUGAAUUGCUCUAGAAGCGUUUCCGUAGAGCAGGAUCAGCUACGGAAGGAAGAAUUAUCAGAAGAGCAACUCAAGCAUCAGAAAGCUUUAAUGAACAAAAAGCACAAAAGGCUUCUAGAGCGCAUCGAGUUUGGCCACAAGCGGAAAGAGAAAGAGGCGGCGGCUCUCAAAGCAAAGCGCAGAGCACUCGAGGGGACAUCAGAAUAA
Messenger RNA from Cyclospora cayetanensis, 2058 nucleotides. Its product is annotated as pescadillo homolog. Lineage: Eukaryota; Apicomplexa; Conoidasida; Eucoccidiorida; Eimeriidae. The transcript has 10 exons. Gene Ontology annotation, biological process: maturation of LSU-rRNA from tricistronic rRNA transcript (SSU-rRNA, 5.8S rRNA, LSU-rRNA); ribosome biogenesis. Bases 1 to 2058 code for a protein of 685 amino acids. The record is from RefSeq and is a predicted model, not a curated record. Gene Ontology annotation, molecular function: RNA binding. Gene Ontology annotation, cellular component: nucleolus; PeBoW complex.